UCUGCCUCAAAGGAAUAUAUACUCCCCUUUAAUAGAGGGCACGAGUCUCGAUUCUACCUACAGCGCCGAAGAGACGAUCUCGGAGACGACCAAGACGCAAUUGUGGCUCCGCAACAGCCCCAUUUGCCUCCGCGAUAAGUUAUAACCCAUGCGUCUUGGUCUGCUGAUCUAGCGCACUUUUCUCUUCUUGUUCUUGAUUAUCGUUCGCGUCAUAAGCCCGCGUUUCCCGAACUUCUGACAAAAGCAUCUCUCUGAAAAGGCAUACCGGUUGUGCCAAUACUUGUCGAUGAUGUUGUCGGUCAGGGGAUCAGCAUCCAGCUUCGGAAACCUCCAUGAACUUGAGCGCCUUAGGUCAUGAGGUAGUAUUAGAAACCUGUUGUGGUUUUUGCUUCGAAUUUUUAGCAUUGGGUGUUGUACGGCCAGAACAAUAUGAUGAAGUUAAAAAGGCUUCUCAAGCAAGCAAAGACGGCGCUGAUCGACCAGCUGGCACAUUCUGGAACAGAUAUAGUUGCGUGGGACGAAGCAUGGCCAUUUGAUGACUGAUCUAAUGAGAUUCCUUGUUUCCAACCCACCUUUGUCAGGUCAUAUCUGGUCUAGCGCUUGUCCUAGGCUUUACAUGAAUUUCAUAGCUCUGAUUGCACCAAGAAGAUCAGCAUCCACCAAAGCAAUGUCUCCUGCAGAGAACUGUAAAAGGAAACUGCGGAUUGCCAGAGGCUUACACACCGGGAGAGCUGUCCAUUCUUUUUCAAUACCAAAACAUCUAGAUCGAUAUAAAGCCUCCCCGUCUAUCAGGAGAUCUUGAGCAAGAAGUAGCAUAUCAAAACUGGUAGUCUGCCGAGACUCCAUGACUUUGAAUCAAGAUAUAAAUACUGGGCUUCAGCCUGCUCCGCAGGAGUAAGUAUAUCAAA
Messenger RNA from Aspergillus candidus, 908 nucleotides. RefSeq lists its product as uncharacterized. Lineage: Eukaryota; Fungi; Ascomycota; Eurotiomycetes; Eurotiales; Aspergillaceae. The transcript has 3 exons. Bases 536 to 802 code for a protein of 88 amino acids. The record is from RefSeq and is a predicted model, not a curated record.